Molecule: messenger RNA, 216 nt
Organism: Arabis nemorensis
Lineage: Eukaryota; Viridiplantae; Streptophyta; Magnoliopsida; Brassicales; Brassicaceae
Source: the annotation of a GenBank genome assembly
AUGAAGGAUCUCGGCUCUCUCCGUUUCAGCAGAGACUCACGCCUCCAGCCCUUCUCCAUCGUCCGUCUCUUCUCUGCAUGUACCGACGCCUCGGUUUCCUUGAAGACCUCCCUCACCAUUGGAAGAAGAAGCAUGGACUCUCUGUCUAGAUUUGCUCUCGGACCCGCGACGAGAAUCCUUGGGUUUUUCCAACGCUUUCGCUUUGGUUGUUCAUGA